Paramecium primaurelia is the source of this 283-nucleotide messenger RNA. NCBI's taxonomy places the organism in Eukaryota, Ciliophora, Oligohymenophorea, Peniculida, Parameciidae. The record is from the annotation of a GenBank genome assembly.
UAUGAUGAUAAAGAGUGAAUAAAUAAUGAUUUAGCAUUUUAUGAUAGCCUUUAUAUUCAACAGAACAAUCAUCUACAGAAAAAUAAGUAGAAUAAUUGCAAGUUCUAUAUUUUCAUAAUCAGUUAUUACAGAGAAAGAUUAGUUUUUCAAGAGUUAGAGAAUAGGAUUAUUAAAAAAUGAAGAUGAUAUUAGCAUUUUAAUACUAGGAAAAAUUAGAGAAGAAUAAUAGAGUAUAGCUUACUAGAAUAAAAAAUUUUAAUAGAAAUUCUAAGGUAUUUUCUGA